CCACUUUAACUUUCUCAGACAGUAACGACCCGUCAGUAAGAGGUUUAUCCCUUCAGGAAACUCUCCUUCGUGUCCGUGGAUUGUUGGACUUAAAAACACAAACCCGCCGUGAUUUCCCAGGAGAAAAGACCGAUUUUAUUCUUGAGAUCUCCGGGGUUUUGUUGCCACAUUCCUGAAGUUUCUGCAGACAGCAUCGCGUUUUUUACCCGGAUAUGGCUCUUCUGUGCAGGAGAGGAAGCUGAUUCGAGUCAAACAUUUGCUUCAGUCUUCUGCUUUUAGCCAGACACGUUUUAAAAAGCAAGAAUGCCAGCAAAGACACCAAUCUACCUAAAAACUACAACCCCAAAGAAAGGGAAGAAGCUGCGGCUGCGUGACGUCCUGUCUGGGGACAUGAUCAGCCCCCCGCUGGGGGACGUGCGCCACAGUGCGCACGUGGGACCGGAAGGCGAGGGGGACAUGUUUGGAGACGUGGGCUUCCUCCAGGGGAAGAUGGACAUGCUUCCGGGCCACGGCCACGCGCGCUCGCACAGCGUGGACCGGGCCGCCACGCAGGAGCCCCGCAGCUUCGCCUAUAACGGUUGCCGCUACCAGCAGGCCUCCAACGGGCUGCUGAAGAGCACCGUGUCCAUGCCGGUGUGCGUCGCCCACGAGCAGGCCCCGCCCAAGCCGCCGCGGCUUCACCUGGACCAGCAGCCAGGUGAGCCGGGUGACGCUCAGCCGGAAGUCUGCGUGGCGUCUGCUGUGCGCAGGCUCGUCCCGUCAUCCGGGUCCUUCUCGGAGGCGUCGUCGGAGGACUCCGUGUCGGAGACGUGUGGACCCCCGGAUGUCCGCCGCGGCCUCAGCCUGGACUCGGACGCCGGGUUGAGCAACGAGGAUCUGAGCAGCGAGCGCAGCGACUCGCCCUGCCCGGUGCUGGGCCUGCAGCCGGCCGACUCCCUGGCCAGGCUGGACCUGGACCUGGACCUGGGCCCGUCCAUCCUGGAGGACGUGUUGAGCAUCAUGGACCGCUAUAAGGCCGAGGACGACCGCUGCGAGCUGUGAGGACAGGACUCUGAGAGACAUGCCGAGACUUUAGCUGAGUGCAGUGGCGUCCCUAAGAGGGGGGCUAGAGGGGGCAACAUGUUUGACCCCCAGUCAUCUCCUUUCAUCAAGACAUACACAUAAAACCCCAUAAAUACAUACAUAUAAAAAAAAACAUACAAAAAAGAUAUUAUAAUAUAAUAUGAUAUUAUACUAAAGUGUGAUAUAGGCUAAAUCACUUGUUUCAGAAAGUUGCAUGUGGAAGCUGGGAGCCAAUUUCUGAAAGCAGUAUCUGUGUUUGUGGUGCCAUGAAUGCUGAUCCAUGCAUUUAUAGCCAUAUAGUUCCCUAAAAAAAACAAGUAAUAAAUAGUAGAGUUUUUUUUGUCACUAUUUUUUUAAAAUCAUUUUCACAAUAGUACCACAAAAUAUUGUGAUAACUUUUCCUUGCCUGGUCUGGCCUUUAGGGGGCGCCACUGAUGAAAUGCAGAACUGUUGCUGCUUUAGAUGCUUCUCCAGAACCUGAAUCCUGACAGAAACCUGCCACCAUCGAAGCGCAGAGCACUUCCUGUUCCCUUAUGGUUGACCACGUGAUAAAUAUUCCCAGAUGGACCUGGGAAACCAAACAGCUGCACAUUUAUUAUUAGAAACUUCGCUGGAUCUUCUGUCCGAUUACGUUUCCUUGGAUUUUUUACUUUUUUUUUUGUUUUUAGAUUUCAGUCACCAGCUACUGUUGAUAAACUGUUGUUUUGUUUUAUCAGAAAGAGACUCAGGAUGUUUCCGUUUUUAUUUUUGGAUGGUUUGGAAGCUUUAAGUGUCAGAAAAAUGUUCAGUUUUUUAUUUGCAGAUCUCCUGUUUAAAAUCUGUCAGCAUGAACAGUAGCCUACCAUUGAAAUGUUAUUUUAUUCUGUAAAUAUCUCUGUAAAUCUAAAAUAAAGAUAUUUCUUAUAAAUAAAGUCUGCUUUUCUGGACAGAUGUUCA
Poeciliopsis prolifica (blackstripe livebearer) is the source of this 1998-nucleotide messenger RNA. RefSeq lists its product as uncharacterized. The transcript is spliced from 2 exons. Lineage: Eukaryota; Metazoa; Chordata; Actinopteri; Cyprinodontiformes; Poeciliidae. The coding region runs from base 304 to 1041 and encodes 245 amino acids. The record is from RefSeq and is a predicted model, not a curated record.